AUGACAAAGUACACCGAAUCGAACGGUAGUUCGUACCAUUAUUUGAACGUAGAUCCAAACGACGGGCGGAUAUCAGUAUCAAAAGAGGCCAAAGAUUUUGAUCAGGGACUGAUUGUAACAUUUUUGAAGGAAGCGUUUUUGCCUCAUAAAUUUCCAACAAGUGUGUCAAACGAUUACAUACCUUACCAGAUAUUCGAUACAUCACAAGCAUUCUGCUCGAGUAUUACUGGUUUACUCGCUCAAAGACGAACAUUUAAGAGGUUUGGUGUCGGAGACGCCCUCGCAACAGCAACAUCCGCAACCCUCCAAUCCGUAUCAUCAGAAGUAACCGCCCACCUCGGCAAAAUUCUCUUUACCUGGAAAUUCGCUCGACAUCUCGACAGUGAUGCCAAGCAAUGGCGGUAUUAUGCGGAUAUUCUUAACGACGGCGCUAUGCUUCUCGAGCUCGGAAUCCCUACAUUUCCGAAAUCACUAACACUCCCACUUGCAAUGACUGCCGCGCUGCUACGAGCGCUGUGUGGGAUAUGUGGAGCAGCAACACGGGUGAAACUGUCUGAACAUUUUGCUAAAAUGGAUAAUAUGGCUGACUUGAACGCAAAAGACGCGAGUCAGGAGACAGUAGUUAUGUUGUGUGGGAUGCUGGCUGGGAUGGCUGUUGUUGAAAUGGUGACGGAUGAGUCGUCGGCGCUUUGGCCGGUUUUUAUUAUGUUUACCAUACUGCAUUUGGCUUUCAAUUAUCUUGCUGUGAAAUCUGUAGUAAUGCCGACAAUGAAUCGUCAAAGGUUCAGUUUGGUUUUGCAUCACUAUUUCAAUACGAGGACUGUGUUAUCACCGGUUGAAUGCUCGAGGAUUGAAGCUAUAUUCUGGAAAGAGACGUUACCGAAGAUAGAAGUUGGAGCUAGGUUAUCACUUGUGCUUCGAGGAGAAACAACACUAAAGUCAUCAACCCACCUAAUAUCAGUCACGCCACACACAAUCAUUGCAGCAGUUCACGAACGUGCCACGACAAGAGACAUAUUAUACGCAUACUACAUAUGCGUGGCCGCACAGAAGGAUUUCAUGGAAGCAUCAUCUAUAGAUAGGAGGCUGGCUGCAACAUCACCAAAGAGUAUCUUGACAAGGACGAUUGAACUGAAGAGGAGGGAUUUUGAGGAGUUCAUAUCUGAAGCUGAGAAGAAGGGGUGGGAGUUGAGUAGUGAGGAGUCUGCACGUACAGAUCUGGAUUUUGGUAAUUGGCGAGGAACUUGGGACUAG
This is a messenger RNA of Synchytrium microbalum, 1254 nucleotides long. RefSeq lists its product as uncharacterized. NCBI's taxonomy places the organism in Eukaryota, Fungi, Chytridiomycota, Chytridiomycetes, Synchytriales, Synchytriaceae. The coding region runs from base 1 to 1254 and encodes 417 amino acids. The transcript has 7 exons. The record is from RefSeq and is a predicted model, not a curated record.